UAUGGCUAGUUCUGCAAGCAACUAAGUUAAGACAGGAAAUGAGAGACAAAAGAGUGUCACUAUAUUCUGCAGCAGAACUGUUGGCUUGAAAUGUAAAUCUGGCAACUUAUAUUGUCUUUUGGAUCAUUUAAAAAAAUAUGGGUAAAGCUUACUUUGUAUGUUAUUGUUGGCUUUCAAGAUUUUGAGCUGGGUUAGGAGUUGUAUGUAUCUCAUAGUCAUAGACAUGUCAGCUUGUUGUUGGCGACAUAUAGCUGUUAAAGAGAUGUAACUGGGUUUGUAGACCAGAUAAAAGCUUGAGCACAACGUGUUUACAGCUAUAGAUGUGUUCUAGAUCACAGAAAACAAACAAAAGCUUGAGCACAUCAUUGAUCAAACCAUCAUGCUCGUUUCAUUGGAUAGUUCCCAGUGCCACUCUCUGUAGGUUUAGUAGUUUUCUUCGUCUUCUUUGGCUCACCUAGAGUUAAACAAUUAACAAGAACAUGUCAGUAAACAUCAGAAGUAAAAAGAGAAUGCUCUGCUUUCUUACAUCUAAUAUCUUCUAAUAUCUAAUACGCUAAUUAAAACCUAUAAAUUUCAAAAAACCAAACAAAAUUGGGAGUAAUUCUUCAAAAUGUGUAUAUUCGUUGGACCCAUAGAGCGCCUUAAAAACGAAAGGCUAAGCCCAAACAUAGAAGGCGAUAGAUAGAUAAACCAGAGGAGAGAAGGAGCACUGAGAGCCAAACAGAAAUAAUUCGGGAUUAGGGUUAAUCUCUCUCCCAAACUCCGCCCAAUCUCUCUUUCUCUCUCUCACCGCCGCGCGCAACUAUAACCGCUACCUAUAUAUUCACACACACACACACACUGGUUACUGCUUCUCAGCUAUCAUGAGCGGUCAAACCUCUUGUAAUAAUGACCGAACGAGAACGUACUGGACCCCAACGAUGGAGCGUUUCUUCAUAGAUCUAAUGCUCGACCAUCUCCACAGAGGCAACAGAACCGGCCACACUUUCAACAAGCAAGCCUGGAACGAGAUGCUCUCCGUUUUCAACUCCAAGUUCGAGUCACAGUACGACAAAGACGUGUUGAAGAUCCGGUACACGACUCUUUGGAAACAGUACAACGACGUCAAGAGCCUUCUUGAUCACGGAGGGUUCUCUUGGGACCAGAGUCAUGAGAUGGUGGUCGGAGAUGAGAGUCUGUGGAGUUGUUAUCUCAAGUCUCAUCCUGAGGCUCGUGCGUACAAGACCAAACCUGUGUUGAAUUUUGAUGAUCUGUGUUUGGUCUAUGGGUAUACGGUUGCAGAUGGGAGGUACAGUAGGUCAAGCCAUGAUGUAGAGUUUGAGGAUGAGAUCAAUGGAGUUAACAUUGGUGAAAGUAGUAGUGGGAGUCUUGUUAUGUCAAGUAAAGAAACCUCGAAAACCGAGUGGACUCCGGUAAUGGACCAAUACUUCAUCAGCCUUAUGCUUGAUCAAAUCGGAAGAGGUAACAAGACUGGCAAUGCUUUCAGCAAACAAGCCUGGACAGAUAUGUUAGCUUUGUUCAAUGCUAGGUUCAGUGGUCAGUAUGGUAAAAGAGUCUUAAGGCAUAGGUACAACAAGUUGUCUAAAUACCACAAAGACAUGGGAGCUAUCUUGAAACAAGACGGGUUUUCGUGGGACGAAACUCUUCAAAUGAUAGCUGCAGAUGAUGUCUUUUGGAACUCUUACAUCAAGGAGCAUCCACUUGCUAGAACAUAUAGGAUGAGGUCAUUACCAAGCUACAACGACUUGGAGUUAAUAUUUGCUAAUCCAGUCCAAGGCAAAGAUGAUGCUGUGCCAGAUGAGAAUAAGGCGAGCCAAGCUCAGAGUUCUGAUCGUACAAGGACGUUUUGGACACCGCCGAUGGACAACUAUCUGAUCGAUUUGUUAUAUGACCAAGUGAACAAAGGGAACAGAGUUGGACAAACUUUCAUAACAAGCGCUUGGAACGAAAUGAUUACAUCGUUUAAUACCAAGUUCGAGUCUCAGCACGGCAGAGACGUUCUGAAGAACCGGUAUAAACACUUGAGGAGGUUGUACAACGACAUAAGGUUUAUUCUCGAGCAAAACGGGUUCUCGUGGGAUGCAAGGAGAGAUAUGGUUGUUGCUGAUGAUAGCGUUUGGUGUUCAUAUAUAAAGGGACAUCCAGAAGCUCGACCAUAUCGAGUGAAAACUAUUCCAAUUUACCCAAAUCUUUGCUUCAUUUUUGGUAAGGAAGUGUCUGAUGGGAGAUACACACGCUUGGCUCAAGAUUUUGAUCCUACUCCGGCAGAAACUGUGCGCAUAAACGAAAGUGAAAGCGAAGAUGGAUUCAAGGAAACUUUCCAGAUGGUGGUGCAUGCCGCCGGUGAAGAGAAAGAUGAUUACCUCUGUAGCAGCAGUGGUCCUUCUCCUGUAGAAUGGACAGCGGUCAUGGACCGUUGUCUUAUUGAUCUCAUGCUUGAGCAGGUCAAUAGAGGAAAUAAAGUUGGUGAGACAUUCACAGAACAAGCUUGGGGGGAGAUGGCAGAAUCCUUCAAUGCAAAGUUCGGAUUGCAGGCUGACAUGUUUACUCUGGAGAAUCGUUACAUAUUGAUGAUGAAAGAGCGUGACGACGUCAACAACAUCCUUAAUCUUGAUGGCUUUGUUUGGGAUGGAGAGAAGCAAACCAUUGUUGCAGAAGAUGAACAUUGGGAUGCAUAUAUUAAGGAACAUCCAGAUGCAACUAUAUAUAAAGGCAAAACCUUGGAUAGUUACGGUGAUUUGUGCAAGCUAUAUGAACAUCUCUCACACGAAGGGUUCAACUGUGAGAAUCUCAUGAUAGAGUUGGAUAACUAUGGCCAUGAGAUUGAUAUAGUUGAUGACUUUAGUUCUUCUACUCAAAAGCAGCAUUGUAAGCGAGCCAACCCAACUCCACAUCUUGGGAUAAAUGCACGCAAGGCUCAGAAGACGGGAGGAGAGAUGAUGAGGAAGCCUCAGAGUGAGACAGAAGGUGAAGGCGGUGAUUACGUGGAGGCCAUGCCUCAGGAGGAUAAUUUCACAAGAAUACAGAACGCUGUUGAUGCACUGCAAGCUUUACCAGACAUGGAUGAUGAGCUUCUGCUGGAUGCUUGUGAUCUUUUAGAAGAUGAGAAGAAAGCAAAGACGUUCUUGGCAUUGGACGUCUCUUUAAGAAGAAAAUGGCUGGUGAGGAAGCUUCGGCCUCCUUCGUCUAACGUUUAAGCAGUUUGUGUCUCUCUAUUUCUACCCAAAUUUGUAAGCGCAGCAGAAUAGUUUAUGUAACGUUGUAAAAGUAUGUGGUGAUCUUAGAUACACAAUCUUUAGGGUUGGGCAAAAUAUCCGGAACCAAAAAACUGACCCGAAAAUCAAGGUCCCGAACCUGAUCGGACCGGGCUAAAUAACUGAAUGGGUUCUAAAUUGAUGUAUCCAAAGAACUGGUAUCUAAUCCGAUCUGAAUCGAGAAUAGAAUGAGUAUCAGAAGAUAUCAGAAAUAUAAAUAUAUAUCUAUAAAUAUUAUGUAUAAAUAUAUGAAUAAUUAUUUAAAUUAAAUAUAUUAGUUAUUUUCAAUAUUUUUGUGUAUUUUCUGGAUAAAAUAUGAUAGUUGAAUAGAAAUAUUCAAACAAAACCGUAUUUAAUGAAUAUUUUUGGUUAUUUUUUGGUACAUUUAGAUAGUUUAGAUAUAAAAUAUCCGAACCGAAUCGGAUAAUAAGGUUACUUUGGAUACUAUUAUCCGAACCCGUUUCAGAUAUAUUCGGUUAUUUUCAUGUUCCAUUACAUCAGAACCGAAUCCAUCCAGAUCCAGAAAGAUCCGACUCGAACCCGACCCAAAAUUUUAUAACAUCUAAAUGAGGUCUAAUUUCCAAACCUGGAAACAUAAUACCUGAAAAAACCGAUCAGUACCCGAAUGGAUACUCGAAUGCCCAGACCUAUAUAAGAUAACAUAACUUUAUUUAGUGAAAUUUAACGUGUGGUGAAAGUAAAGAAAGAGAGCAUAGUGCCUUGGAUGAAGACAGAGGGUUUCAAGGACAAGUCUAACCCGUAAACCCAUCUCUCUCUCACACACACAGAUGAGACAAAGAAAGCAUGCUGGUAGUUAGUUGGGUGUGCUCUCUCAAGUCUCAUAGACGACAAUAAAAAGAGAGAGAGAGAGAGAGAGAGAAAAUGAAAAGCGAUCAAACAAUGGCGAUAAAACACCUCACUGCUACCGCAUAUGGCGCUGUCUACGGAGCUAUUUCCGGCGGUAUAAUAGGAAUGGUCAUGACCCCACUGCUCCAGCCUCACUUUCGAGUCCUAGGCCUCGCCCCACUGAGUCAAAAUGUGUUUAUGCUUUCAAAAUGUGUGUUCUUUGGUUAAACCAAACCCUGUUUAUGUUUUGACAGCUUGCUCCUAGCAUCAGGUGCUGGGUUGGCAUACUCUUUUGUGAGACAAGGCUUGAAAGUCCGACCUGCAAACGCACUCUUCAACGUUGCUGCUUUCACUUUUGUGUCAGGACCAACGUUUCAGGUGAUUCAUCCUUCAUUAGAUUAUAUACCUUCUUCUUACUUAGCACGGUUUUUUUGUUUUUCCUUCAGCUGAGGGAAACAAUCAGAGCAAGAAGUGGAGAUUCCACCAGGGGCAAGGCUUUUGAUACUUGAUCAUAUCAAAAGCUUUGAAUACAAGCUUCUCUACUCUCACAUGGAUCAAAAUAUAGGAAUUGAAUCCAACCAUGGUCUGCUGUUUUGAGUGCAGGUACCUUAAGAUGAGGAAAGCACUAAUUUGACCCCCUACCCUUUUGUCUAAUAUGGUGGUGAUGUAGAAUCUUAGAUGUUGUUUGUAAUAAUAAACUUGCUAGUUUGUAAUAAUAACCUUAAGACUUAACCACCUAUGAAUGUUCGAAGCCAAGAACAUAACUUUUUUCACUGAAAUUUUAUGUCUGCUUAAAGUAAAAAAAAAACAACUUUAUUGAAAUAUCAAGCAUCAACGAACCUCUUAGUCUAACAUCCAACGAUUUCUUCAAUCGUUUUCGCCAUUUGUGGAGUGAGAGGAUUCUUCCAAUCACCAAUGAUACAAGAAAUGAAUAACCCAAGGCAUUGGUCUUUUAGGAAAGUCCCAUCUUCAUGCAUCUUUCACCCAAAGAAGAUUACCUCUGUAGCAGCAGUGGUCUUUCUUACAAGGUGUGUCUGAAUUUUGGCAGGAACAUCCAGAUGCAACUAUAUAUAAAGGUAGAACCUUGGAGAGUUAUGGUGAUUUGUGCAAGCUAUAUGAACAUCUCUCACACGAAGGCUUCAACUGUGAGAAUCUUAUGAUCGAGUUGGAUAACUAUGGCCAUGAGAUUGAUAUGGUCGAUGACUUUAGUUCUUCUACUCACAAGCAGCAUUGUAAGCGAACCAACCCAAUUUCAAAUCCGGGGAUAGAUGCACGUAAGGCUCAGAAGACGGGAGUGGAGCUGAUGAGGAAGCCUCUAAGUGAGGCAGAAGGUGAAGGCGAGGAUAAAUUCACAAGAAUAUAGAAGGCCGUUGAUGCACUACAAGCUUUACCAGACAUGGAUGAUGAGCUUCUACUGGAUGCUUGUGAUCUUUUAGAAGAUGAGAAGAGAGCAAAGACGUUCUUGGCUUUGGACGUCUCUUUAAGAAGGAAAUGGCUAGUGAGGAAGCUCCGUCCUCCUUCGUCUAACGCCUAACGUUUAAGCAGUGUGUGUGUCUCUCUAUUUCUACUCAAAUUUGUAAGCACAGCAGAAUAGUUUAUGUAAUGUUGUAAAAGUAUGUGGUGAUCUUAGAUACACGAUCAAAA
This is a messenger RNA of Brassica rapa (field mustard), 5744 nucleotides long. RefSeq names its product L10-interacting MYB domain-containing protein. Lineage: Eukaryota; Viridiplantae; Streptophyta; Magnoliopsida; Brassicales; Brassicaceae. The record is from RefSeq and is a predicted model, not a curated record.